Messenger RNA from Phoenix dactylifera (date palm), 1488 nucleotides. Its product is annotated as putative GPI-anchored protein At4g28100. The record is from RefSeq and is a predicted model, not a curated record. NCBI's taxonomy places the organism in Eukaryota, Viridiplantae, Streptophyta, Magnoliopsida, Arecales, Arecaceae.
CCGGGAAUGACCGUGAAAUGGACACCGCCACUCUCCCCUCUUCUCUCUCCUCUUCUUUUCUUUUUAUUAUAACAACGCUGGAGUUGCGGAUUUUCCUUAUACCCGCACCCCCUCUCUCUCAUAUGAGGAGCCAAGGAGGAAGGGAAAAGUUUAAGUCUCCAAAGAAAGAAUCUACAGCUUUCUUUCCUCUCACCUUUUCCUCUCCUCCACAUUUCCAACAACGCCACUUCUCUUUUAAAGGUUUUGUAUCAGAAUAUCUCUUGAAUCUUCUUUGAAUCAAGAAAGCGAGGAAAACGGAGAGAAGAUGACAACAAUCUCUUCGCCGAUUCUCUUACUCUUCCUUCUCUCUGGCGCCCUAUUAACCGUUCCGGCCUCCGCCGUAAUCUCCCCGGAGUCGUACUCCGACGAGAAGCAGCCGCUGGACCCGGGGGAGUUCCCCUCCGCCGGCCCCAACACCGUCCCUGCCUUCCCCGUCGUGCAGGCCGAGAACCAGACCUGCCGGCUCGACCUCUCCGACGAGCUCUUCGGGGGCGUCAGCGAGGCCUGCGGCCGCUCCCUCGACCGCAGCCGCUGUUGCCCGGUGCUCGCCGCUUGGCUUUUCGCCGCCCACGCCCGGUCGGCGCUGGAGGUCCGUCCCCCGCCGGCGGCGACGAAGGGUGUGGCGGACGGGCCGCUGAUGCCGGACGACAACCAGAAGUGCGUGGACUCGCUGCAGAGCUCGCUGGAGCAGCGGGACAUCCGCCUGCCAAGGCCCAACGCCACGUGCGACACCGUGCUCUGCUUCUGCGGCAUCCGGCUCCACCAGAUCGGGUCGCUCCGCUGCCCGGCGGCGUUCAACGUUAGCGGAGGCGGAGGCGGCGCCGCCCGGAACGCCACCCCGACGGCCGCGGUCCGGGAGCUGGAGCGCAACUGCCGCAACGCCUCCUACGCCGGCUGCACCCGCUGUCUGCGCUCGCUGGAGAAGCUGAAGGGCCACGAAGGAGGAGCCGGCGAUCGGGCGGCGAGGAUGUUCGGGCGGGACUGCCAGCUGAUGGGGCUGACGUGGCUUCUGGCGAAGAACAAGACGGCCUACAUCCCGACGGUGUCCGCUGUUCUGCGCGCCGUACUCUACAGCGCCCAUCCGCCGAGCCACGACGGCGACGGCGGCUACCGGUGCAGCCCGGACCAGGAGAACAUGCCCCUCGCCGUCGACUCCCUCCAGUUUCAGAAGCUCGACUCUUCCACCGCCUCUUCCCCUUCUGCCCUCGUCAUUAAGUUCUUUUCCCUUCCUGUCCUUCUCGUCCUCUUCUCUCUCGUGAGUGGCCUUUGACUUGGGCAGGUGAGUGAAGACGACAAAAGGGCCUCUCCUUUUUCGUCCUUUUUCCGCCCGCUGUAAAUUUUCUGGUUCCCACUAUCUGGUUUACAAUUAAUAUUUAAUACAUGAUAUCUACAAUAUAUAACUGCUGAUUCAUAUAUACCUUUGUUGUAAUGUUUCGAGUUAUUAUUAAA